AUGAUAUAUACAUUGAGUAAAAAAAUUUAUUACGGUGCUGAAACAACCAAAUCAUUAAAAUCUUUUCGUAUUGAUAAAAUUCCGUUACCAGUUAUAAAAGCACUUGCUCUUUUUAGACAAGCAUGUGCAAUGGUAAACAGUCAAUUUGGUCUUGAUCAACAUAUUUCAAAUGCUAUUGUUCAAGUGUGUAACGAAAUUCUCAAAGAAGGUUUAAACGAUCAAUUUCCAUUAAGUGCUUUUCAACCUGGAUCUGGUAUACAUGCGAAUAUGAAUAUUAAUGAAAUUAUUGCUAAUCGAGCUAUGGAAAUUGUUGAUGGGAUGGAGGUUGGUGUGGGGGUGUGA
Rotaria sordida is the source of this 342-nucleotide messenger RNA. The record is from the annotation of a GenBank genome assembly. Lineage: Eukaryota; Metazoa; Rotifera; Eurotatoria; Philodinida; Philodinidae.